Cynocephalus volans (Philippine flying lemur) is the source of this 1077-nucleotide messenger RNA. RefSeq names its product G protein-coupled receptor 87 (gene GPR87). Gene Ontology annotation, biological process: G protein-coupled receptor signaling pathway. NCBI's taxonomy places the organism in Eukaryota, Metazoa, Chordata, Mammalia, Dermoptera, Cynocephalidae. Gene Ontology annotation, cellular component: membrane. The transcript has 2 exons. The coding region runs from base 1 to 1077 and encodes 358 amino acids. Gene Ontology annotation, molecular function: G protein-coupled purinergic nucleotide receptor activity. The record is from RefSeq and is a predicted model, not a curated record.
AUGGGGCUCAACUUGACACUUGCAAAACUACCAAAUAACGAGCUGCAUGGACAAGGUGGUCACACUCCAAGUAACACGAGUGAUGGAACGGGAAAGAACACCACCCUUAACAACGAAUUUGACACUAUCGUCUUGCCUGUGCUUUACCUCAUUAUCUUUGUGGCAAGCAUCUUGCUGAAUGGUCUAGCGGUGUGGAUCUUCUUCCACAUCAGGAAUAAAACCAGCUUCAUAUUUUAUCUCAAAAACAUAGUGGUGGCUGACCUCAUAAUGACGCUGACAUUUCCAUUUCGAAUAGUCCAUGAUGCAGGAUUCGGACCUUGGUACUUCAACUUUAUCCUCUGCAGAUACACUUCCGUUCUGUUUUAUGCAAACAUGUAUACUUCCAUCGUGUUUCUCGGGCUGAUAAGCAUUGAUCGCUAUCUGAAGGUGGUGAAGCCAUUUGGGGACUCUCGCAUGUACAGCAUAACCUUUACGAAGGUUUUAUCUGUUUGUGUUUGGGUGAUCAUGACUGUUCUGUCCUUGCCAAACAUCAUCCUAACAAAUGGCCAACCAACUAAGGAAAAUAUCCAAGACUGCAUGAAGCUUAAAAGUCCUCUGGGAAUCAAAUGGCAUGAGGCAGUCAUCUACAUUAACAGCUGCCUGUUUGUGGCUGUGCUGGUGAUUCUGAUUGGGUGUUACAUAGCCAUAUCCAGGUACAUCCACAAAUCCAGCAGGCAAUUCAUAAGUCAGUCAAGCCGAAAGCGAAAACACAACCAGAGCAUCAGGGUGGUUGUGGCUGUGUUUUUUACCUGCUUUCUACCAUAUCACUUGUGCAGAAUUCCUUUUACUUUUAGUCACUUAGACAGGCUUUUAGAUCAAUCUGCACACAAAAUCCUGUACUACUGCAAAGAAAUGACACUUUUCUUGUCUGCAUGCAAUGUAUGCCUGGAUCCAAUAAUUUACUUUUUCAUGUGUAGGUCAUUUUCAAGAAGGCUGUUCAAGAAAUCAAAUAUCAGAACCAGGAGCGAAAGCAUCAGAUCACUGCAAAGUGUCAGAAGAUCCGAAGUCCGCAUAUAUUAUGAUUAUACUGAUGUGUAG